This is a messenger RNA of Malurus melanocephalus (red-backed fairy wren), 2864 nucleotides long. It is a transcript of the gene VEGFA, whose product is annotated as vascular endothelial growth factor A. Lineage: Eukaryota; Metazoa; Chordata; Aves; Passeriformes; Maluridae. Bases 67 to 864 code for a protein of 265 amino acids. Gene Ontology annotation, cellular component: membrane. The transcript has 9 exons. Gene Ontology annotation, biological process: induction of positive chemotaxis; vascular endothelial growth factor receptor signaling pathway; positive regulation of angiogenesis. The record is from RefSeq and is a predicted model, not a curated record. Gene Ontology annotation, molecular function: heparin binding; chemoattractant activity; vascular endothelial growth factor receptor 1 binding.
GNCGACGGGGCGGCGGCGGCGAGGCGGAGCACGGCGGGCCCCGCUUCGCCGCGUGCGCCGGCAACCAUGAACUUUCUGCUCACUUGGAUCCACUGGGGGCUGGCGGCGCUGCUCUAUCUGCAGAGCGCGGAGUUGUCGAAGGCUGCGCCUGCCCUGGGGGAUGGGGAGCGGAAACCCAAUGAAGUUAUCAAAUUCCUGGAAGUCUACGAGCGCAGCUUCUGCAGGACUAUUGAGACCCUGGUGGACAUWUUCCAGGAGUACCCUGAUGAGGUGGAGUACAUAUUCAAGCCAUCCUGUGUGCCUCUGAUGAGAUGUGCAGGUUGCUGCGGCGAUGAGGGCCUAGAAUGUGUCCCUGUGGAUGUAUACAACGUCACGAUGGAGAUCAUGAGAAUUAAGCCCCAUCAGAGUCAGCACAUAUCACACAUGAGCUUCUUACAACACAGUAAAUGUGACUGCAGACCAAAGAAAGAUGUCAAAAACAAACAAGAAAAGUGGGCGCAGAAACCCAGAUCUGAUGGUCCCUCCUUCACACUCCAGAACUGGACCUUGCAUGACCCAUGGCCAUGGCAAUCAUUCCUAAGGCUUUUUCCCAAGUACGGGAAGUCCUGUCAUGUCUGUCCUGCCAGAAUGGAUUCAAGAAAAUCAAAGCGAGGAAAGGGGAAGGGUCAAAAGAGAAAGCGCAAGAAAGGCCGGUACAAACCACUCAGCUUUCACUGUGAGCCUUGCUCAGAGAGGAGAAAGCACUUGUUUGUACAAGAUCCCCAGACCUGUAAAUGUUCCUGCAAAUUCACAGACUCACGUUGCAAGUCGAGGCAGCUUGAGUUAAACGAGCGCACUUGCAGAUGUGAAAAACCGAGACGGUGAGCAGUGGAAAAGAAGGGGGAACAGCCCUGUUUCUGGAGCCUGAUUUCUCGCCUGGACAGAAUAAAACAAAACAAAACACUAAUCCAAAUGAACCCUAAAAAUGAAGGAUCGGUAGAGCACAGCACUUUCAGUACGGACGAUGGACUCUGGAAGGAACAUUCCCCAAGGCACCCGCCGCACAGAAUUCACCUUUGGGUUUUGAACUGUUUUAUUUUAUUUUUCUUUUUAUGCUGCUAAAUAACAGAGCCAGGAAGACUUAUAGGGGUGUAUUUGAUGAGUUUUCCCAUGCAUACAUAUAUAUGUGUGUAUACAUGCAUAUACAUAUAUAUAUAUGUAUAUAUAUUUUAACCACAUCUAUAUAUACAUAUAUGUAUAUCUUAACCACACACACACACACAUAUAUAUAUUAUAUAUAUAUAUAUAUAUACUGAUUAUUUUUUUUAACAUUGCUAAUGUUAUUGGUGUCUUCACUGGAUAAUACUCGACUGCUGUGGACACAAGCGGGCUACUUGGGGCAUAAGAAACAAGCUAAGACUGGACUUGAGUAGAAGCGCUGGGUGUAAACUUCUUAACUCUAACUGACUUGUGCGGCCUCCGCUGUUUCUCUGUAGAGUGUGCUGUACCACAAACCACCUUCUCUUUGCCUGGGACAGGGAGGAGAGGUGAUGGAGAGGAUGGGCAGGGAGUUCCAAAGAGCGGCAUCCUAGGGUGCGAUGGGUCAAAGGCCAAGGAAAUGGCCAUCUCCGUGAUCAAGGAUUCCUCCUCCCCUCUCUUCCCCCAACCUUCACCCUUACUCGUCUCAUAACCCGCCUGCCUUGCUGGGACAUGGGAUGUCAGUGUACAUUGUGCGUUGACUUCAUUCGCUGUAGAACCUUUGCCAGAGCGAUGCGCUGGCUUCUCUUAAGAUGGUGGGCAGCUGAUGCGCACUAACUUUCUGUUCAAGGAAGUAUCACAGGAGUCUAGAUUUCCCGCCCUUGGUGGCUGCAGAAGGACACAAGGUCUACAGUGUGCUGAAGCAAGAAUGGGGACCGGUGCAUAGCCACACAGUUGUUCAGCACUGUCUGCUUUCUUCAUGCACAGAGCUGCCACUCAAGAGCAUCCAAGAUGCUUAUGGAACAUUUCUGGAAAGGGAUAUUAAUCAAAAGUAUAUACACAGUAGUGGGGUGUGUGUGUAUGUAUGUGAAUGUAUGCAUUUGUAUGUAUGUAUGUAUGUAUGUAUGUGUUUUUCUCUCUUUUUUAUAUAUAUAUAUUUAUUUUUAUACAUAUAUAUAUAUAAAAAAUAAUAUAURUAUAUAUGCCAAGAAUGAAGGGGAAGAAAAAAGAAAGCAAUUUUUUUGCUGCCUUCAGUUUGCAUGCCCAGUGUGAAUGACCCUUAAGAACGUCAAGAUUUUUUUUUUAUGACGUACUGUAAAUAUCAGGCCCCUUUUCCAUGUCUUGGGCUGGGGAAUCAAACAUGAAGGCAGCUGGAGUCCCUUAGCUGUGUCGUGAGGUUCUUGGCUAUGUAUGUAUCUGCAGUGUAGGCUGUGGUGUAUGUGAAACCCACCUUACACAUGCGCGCACACACACACACACACGCACACCCCUCAAAGUGUGUUUGUACAUCUAUGUGGAUAUAUAUAAUCUAGUUCUGUGAUUAAAAUUAAUAAUAAUAAUAAUCAAAAAGGUACUCAGUUCUGUGUCAGAAUGCUGCCAAACAUCAUCUGCAAUUGAAUUUUCAACGCCUGAUAAUGUACAACACGGAAAGCUUCCAAAAAGACAAGACAGUCUAAAAACAGACUCACAACAAGUGACUACUAACCACUAGAAUCUCCCCAUCCGACUGAUGGCUUUCAGAAGGAGAGAAAACACACGGGUGGGUGCUUGCAUCUGCAAUGUAGAAUACUCAUGCUGCAUCGUGUGCAAGACGGAGGCUUCCGAUCGGGGGAGGGAAGAGAAAGUGUUUUAUAUACUUAUUUAAUAUCCCUUUAAAAAUUAGAAAUUAAACAGAUAAUUUAAUUAAA